Cynoglossus semilaevis (tongue sole) is the source of this 3257-nucleotide messenger RNA. RefSeq names its product xeroderma pigmentosum, complementation group C (gene xpc). Gene Ontology annotation, biological process: mismatch repair; nucleotide-excision repair. The record is from RefSeq and is a predicted model, not a curated record. Gene Ontology annotation, cellular component: XPC complex; nucleus; cytoplasm. The coding region runs from base 163 to 2922 and encodes 919 amino acids. The transcript is spliced from 14 exons. Lineage: Eukaryota; Metazoa; Chordata; Actinopteri; Pleuronectiformes; Cynoglossidae. Gene Ontology annotation, molecular function: single-stranded DNA binding; damaged DNA binding.
CUCCAAAACAUCCGGAGCGUUGUUCGCUCUUGUGUAACGCAAGAAUGAAAGGUUGGAUAACAACAGAAUGACAGAGACCAUGAACAGAAGUCACUUUUUACUUUUUAAAAAUAUGUAAACAUAUAAACAAUUAUACUAUUGUUUUAAACAACAGAAGAAACCAUGGCCAAAAGGAAAGACUGCGCGGAAAAACAAGUUGUUCCCAAGAAAGCUAAGCAUUUGCUAAAGACGAAGAACAGCGCAUCUAAAGCAGCGAAGAAAAGAGAAGCAGAAAAUGUUGUUACCGUGAAAAAAGAAGAGGAAGAAGAGAAACUUGUGAGGAGGAUUCAAACAAAAUCCCAGUCUGUGACCUCGAAACCAACAGCAGGGUCCAACACCUUAAAAUCCACCAGUGCUACUACUGUUAACACUAGUCAGUACUUCCAGUCAGCAGUGAAGGAUGAGGAGGAUGACAGUGAAGACGACUUUGACAUGGUGACCUCACCAGCAUCUAAGCUAGCUGCUCGCACCAAGAGAGUAGAAAAAGAUAAGGAAGAGGAAGACGAUGACAGCGAUGAAGACGAUGACAGCGAUGAAGAAGAGGACGACUGGGAGGAAGUGGAAGAACUUGAUGAACCAUUGGGUCCAGUGGAAGCAGCAGAACCCGAUCUGCCAACUCAGGCUGUGGAGAUAGAGAUCGAGACGGUAGAAGUCAAGAAAAAGAAAAAAAGGCAGGCGGAGUAUGAGACCUAUAUGAGGAGGAUGAUAAACAGAUACAAGAAAGACCUGCUGAUGGACACACACAAGGUUCACCUCAUGUGCCUGAUCGGCAGUGGGAUGUUUCGUAACCGUCUGUGCAGUGAACCCGACCUCCUGGCCAUCUCCCUGUCACUGCUGCCCGCCCACUUUGGCAAGGUUGCAAAGGAACGCAUUGACCAAAACUACCUCUCUGGAUUACUUAAAUGGUUUAGAGCUACGUUCACCCUCAAUCCUAGUCUUCCUUAUGAGGAACGUCCAGAUCCACAGGCUCUUCUGGAGAGAAGGCUAGCUAGUCUUUCUGCAAGGAAUCACCAGGAAAUGACCCAUUUAUUUCUGCUGUUCCUGAGAUCCCUGUUGCUCUCCUGUAGAUUGGUUCUGUCCCUGCAGCCAGUGUCUUUUAAACCUCCAUCAGCAAAGGCCAAGGGAGGAGGAAAAUCGGCCGGUGACUCAGGAAAAAGUCCCAAAAAUAAAGAAACCUCCAGAACGACUACUGAGCAAAAAGUCUCACCUGGCACCAAGAGAGCAGCUAAAUCCAAGGGAGACCAUGGAGGCAAAAAAGCAAAAAGAGAAGACACAAAAGAGAAGGAGGAGAAGACUGUCAAGCCAGGAGGACAGAGACCAAAGAACUCAAAACGUCGUAGUGUUGCCUCAAAGGUCAGCUACAAGGAGGAAAGCAACAGCGAGGCAGAAGAGAGGCUCAGUGACGAGGAGGAAUUUCAGGUAACCAGUGAAGAGGACAGUGAUGAUUUUGAGAGUGAGGCUAAAUCAUCAAAAAAUGGAAAAGCAAAAAGCAAAGUGAAAAAUAACAGGAAAACUGCUGCUACAGAAAAAAACGUAAAGGAAAAACUGGUUAAAGAAAAAGAAGAGGAAGAGGGAAAUGAAGGAGGAGAAGCAUCAAAGAGACGUAGUGGGAAAAAGACAGGAUCUGGAGCAGACGAGUGGCUGGAGGUGUAUCUGGACAAAACUGCCUCCUGGGUGUGUGUGGACGUUGAACACGGGGUGGGUGUACCUAAGCUCUGCUCCCAAAAUGCAACUGCCCCCGUGACAUAUGUAGUGUCAGUAGACGGCGAUGGGUUUUUGAAGGACCUGGGGAAGAAGUAUGACCCAACCUGGAUGACGUCAUCGAGAAAACGGCGGGUGGAUGAUGAGUGGUGGGAGGAGACACUGGCACCUUUUUUAGGACCUGAGGAUGAAAGAGACAAGAAGGAGGAAAAAGAGCUUCAGAAUAGGCUGCUGAACAAACCACUGCCCAUCUCCAUAGCUGAGUACAAGAACCAUCCUCUGUAUGCCUUGAAGAGACACCUGCUGAAGUAUGAAGCCAUUUACCCUUCAACAGCCACAGUGCUUGGAUACUGCAGAGGAGAGCCAGUGUACUCCAGAGACUGUGUGCAGACCCUACACUCCAGAGACACAUGGUUGAAGGAGGCGCGGACCGUCAGACUAGGAGAAGAGCCCUACAAAAUGGUGAAGGGCUUCUCUAAUCGUUCCCGUAAGGCCAGGAUCAUGUCUGACACGAAAAAUGAAAAUGAUCUUGCCCUGUUUGGAGAAUGGCAAACGGAAGAGUAUCAACCACCUAUUGCUGUGGACGGGAAGGUUCCCCGUAAUGAAUACGGUAACGUGUAUCUGUUCAAGCCCUGUAUGUUACCAGUGGGCUGUGUUCACCUCAGACUGCCAAACCUGCACCGUGUGGCCAGGAAACUGGACCUAGAAGCUGCUCCUGCUGUCACAGGAUUUGACUUCCACGGUGGAUACUCGCAUGCUGUGACUGAUGGAUAUAUUGUGUGUGAGGAGCAUGAGGAGAUUCUCAGAGCAGCAUGGAGUGAAGACCAAGAGUUUCAGAAGCAAAAGGAAAAAGAGAAAAAAGAAAAGAGAGCUUUCUCAAACUGGAAACUGCUGGUAAAAGGACUACUGAUAAGGGAGAGGCUUAAAAAGCGCUACAGCAAGAAGAAUCUAGGUCUUGUGCAUCAUGGAGACAAUGAUGUUGGCCUUUCAUCUGAUGAGGAAGAGGUUGACAGUAAAAGUUCUCCAACUAAAACUGCAUCUGAAACCUUGGCCAUGUCGUGGCCUCAAAACAGACAAACAGAGGUGGGUAGCGGGAACUCUAGUGGACAGAAGAAGAACUCAACCACAAAACGAGAGAAGAAAGGCCAGGAGAGACAUUUGUUUCCAUUUGAAAAGGCGUAACGUUAGAGAUGAAACAAAAGUAAUAGAACCUGCCUUCAGCUCUUCAAUUAUUGUACAGCAGGAAAAGCUUCUUCAUGUAGCGAUCCAAUAAGAUGAUUUUGGGCUUUCAUACCUGUACAGUUGUUGUUUGUUGUGAAUAUGAAUGUUGUUUUGUAUUACAGCAUCAUGCCUUAACUCUAUUGUAACUGAUACUAAUCAUUUAUCACUUAUUAAUCAGAUGUCAACUAAGUUUUCAUACAGAACAGCUGAUGCUGGGGUAGUUAGCGAUUUUUGUAUGAAAAAGAUUUUUGUAAAAAAUAAAAAUAAAUAAAAUGUAUAUACAAGAGAAAGCAGAA